UCCAGGUGCUCUGACAUGUUCUCCCUGUGUCAGCGUGGGUUUCCUCCAGGUGCUCUGACAUGUUCUCCCUGUGUCAGCGUGGGUUUCCUCCAGGUGCUCUGACGUGUUCUCCCUGUGUCAGCGUGGGUUUCCUCCAGGUGCUCUGACGUGUUCUCCCUGUGUCAGCGUGGGUUUCCUCCAGGUGCUCUGACAUGUUCUCCCUGUGUCAGCGUGGGUUUCCUCCAGGUGCUCCGACAUGUUCUCCCUGUGUCAGCGUGGGUUUCCUCCAGGUGCUCUGACAUGUUCUCCCCGUGUCAGUGUGGGUUUCCUCCAGGUGCUCUGACAUGUUCUCCCCGUGUCAGUGUGGGUUUCCUCCAGGUGCUCCCACAUGUUCUCCCUGUGUCAGCGUGGGUUUCCUUCAGGUGCUCUGACAUGUUCUCCCUGUGUCAGCGUGGGUUUCCUCCAGGUGCUCCAGCUUCCUCCCACAGUCCAAAGACAUGCAGGUUAAUUGGUGACUCUAAAUUGUCCGUAGGUGUGAAUGUGAGUGUGAAUGGUUGUUUGUCUCUAUGUGUCAGCCCUGUGAUAGUCUGGUGACCUGUCCAGGGUGAACCCUGCCUCUCGCCCAGUGUCAGCUGGGAUAGGCUCCACCCCACUGCGACCCCCAACAGGAUAAGUGGUUACGGAAAAUGAAUGAAUGAAUGUAGGGUUUCCUAUUAUAGAAGGAUCGGCGAGAUAUUCCUGAGCUGCACAACAUUUCUGUCUCUCUGUCGGCCAUCUUGGUUUUAAUAAUUUAUGUUGCACUCCUGACAUCUGGCCAGUAGGUGGCAGUGUGUGACACUGAGGUUGAUUGUAAAUAUAUGACUCCAGCAACAACAUCAGCAGCUCUUAAAGAAUUAACAAACAUGGUUUAAUGUUUAAAAUGUUUGUGUGACAGAGUGAGACCUCCCUCUGAUGAGGCGAGCUGGAGUCCGUCAGUGACAUCAUCAGCAGGUGACACCCUUCCCAUGGUGCCCCACAGCCUCCGGGGUCGCCAUGGGAGACGAGACAUACCCAGAAUACCGAGCUCAGGAGCUAUUUGAUGAGUUUGUGUCGGCGUCAACCUGCAGGGCGGCACUGUGGUCCUUCAGCCAGCUGUGUGAACACCUGCAGCUGGACCGCAGCACUGCUGAAAGGCCGCUGUACCGACCAAUCAAACGGCGCCUCAACUACUGGAGGGCCAAUGCUCUGUGGGCCAAACUGGACCGAAGGGCCACCCAGCAGGAGUACCAGAGGGCCCGAGUCUGCAGCAACACCACUUGUGUGAUCAUCGGGGCGGGGCCCUGUGGUCUGCGGACAGCAGUGGAGCUGAGCUUUAUGGGAGCUAGGGUAGUGCUGCUGGAGAAGAGAGACUCCUUCUCCAGGAACAACGUACUCCACCUGUGGCCCUUCACCAUCCACGACCUGCGGGGCCUCGGGGCCAAAAAGUUCUACGGAAAGUUCUGCGCUGGUUCCAUCGACCACAUCAGUAUCCGUCAACUGCAACUGGUCCUGCUGAAGGUGGCCUUACUGCUGGGGGUGGAGGUCCAUGUCAACGUGGAGUUCAAGAACCUGGUGGUGCCGCCGGAGGAUCAGUACAGACACAAGGUGGGUUGGAGGAUGGAGGUGAGUCCAAAGGCUCAUCCUGUCAAUCAGCUGGAGUUUGACGUCAUCAUCGGAGCAGACGGACGGAGGAACACACUUCCAGGUUUCAGACGUAAAGAGUUCCGGGGUAAGUUGGCGAUCGCCAUCACUGCGAACUUUAAAAACAGAAACACAUCAGCUGAGGCCAAAGUGGAGGAGAUCAGCGGCGUUGCCUUCAUCUUCAACCAGAGGUUCUUCCAGGAACUGCGACAGGAAACAGGGAUCGACCUGGAAAACAUCGUUUACUACAAAGACGACACACACUACUUUGUGAUGACGGCCAAGAAACAGAGUCUGCUGGAGAAGAGGGUCAUCAAACAGGACUUUGCGGACACUGAGCUGCUUCUGUCUCGGGGGAACGUGGACCAGAAUGCGUUGCAGGCGUACGCCCGCGAGGCUGCAGACUUCUCCACCAAUCACCAGUUGCCAUCUCUGGACUUCGCCAUGAAUCACUAUGGUCAGCCGGACGUCGCCAUGUUCGACUUCACCUGCAUGUACGCAUCAGAGAACGCCGCCUUGAUUCGCCAACGCUACGGUCACCAGCUGCUGGUCACACUGGUGGGAGACAGUCUGCUGGAGCCCUUCUGGCCGAUGGGGACAGGAAUCGCUCGAGGAUUCCUGGCAGCUCUGGAUUCAGCCUGGAUGAUCCGAUCGUGGUCUCAGGGAGGAGCUCCGCUGGAUGUCCUCGCAGAGAGAGAGAGUCUGUACCGUCUCCUCCCUCAGACGACACCAGAGAACCUUCAGAAGAACAUCAGUCUGUUUACUGUCGACCCGACGACCAGAUACCUGAACGUCAACCUGCUGCUGGUCACACCUGUACAGGUGAGACACCUGGUGGACACAGGUGAGGAGGCCGGGCUGAACACACACAGUGGUGACAUCACGCGGCUGCCGUCUCCAGGACUCCGCCCACAAAGUUCCUUGUCUCAGUCCAAUCAGCUGCUCUCCUGGUGUCAGGAGCAGACCCGUGGUUACCGUGGCGUCGCCGUCACUGACCUCACCACUUCCUGGAAGAGCGGCCUCGCCCUCUGCGCCCUGAUUCACCGCUUCAGACCUGACCUCAUAGACUUUGACUUGUUGGACGUGUCCUCUGUGGAGGACAACACUCGUCUGGGCUUCGAUGUGGCCGAACGUCAGUUUGGGAUUUCUCCUCUGAUGACGGUGGACGAGAUGGCGUCCUUUGGAGAACCCGACUCUCUGUCCAUGGUGAUGUACCUGAGUCAGUUCUACCAGAUCCUCAAAGACUCGCCGCCCCCUGCCGGGACUCUGAGUCAGAGCUCUGACCUGAGAUCAGCUCUCAUCACUCCAGCCUCAUUGCUCAGCAGACUGGGACUCAGUCCGUCCAGGAAGAGGAACCCAAAGGAGCAGAAGGACACUGUGGGCAAGCGGAGGAGGACCAGCCGAGUGUGUCGAGAUCAGCAGGAGUCAUGUGACCUGAACCGUGAUGAUGUCAGCCAGGUGUGUGACGAGGCCUUUGUGGGUGGGGCCAGUGGCUCCAGAGUGCGUCUGAUGGCCAAUCAGCUGCAGGCGAAGCUGGACGAGAGCUCCGCCUCCUGCAGGAGUUCUUCUUCUUGUUCUGCUGCAGCGGCGUCUUUAUGUCGACAGCAGGGGGAGCUGUCGUCCAGCCUUCCUCCAUCAUCACAGUCUGCAGACUGUCAGUCCACCGCUGCUCCGCUACAGACCUCUUCAUGGAGACCGAGGAAGCGAACUCUUCAGCAGGAACAGAUGAGUUUUCGGUUCAGAGAGAAGGUCAGGUCUCAGUCCGUCGUCAGCAGGGAUGAGCAGGUGUGCAGCGGCGGCGGCAGCAGUGACGUGUGUUUCUUCUGUCAGAGACGAGUGUACCUGAUGGAGCGUCUGAGCGCAGAGAGUUUGUUCUUCCAUCGCAGCUGUUUCCAGUGUUUCCACUGCGGCUCCACCCUGCGCCUGGCGGCGUACGCCUUCGACCAACACAACCGGAGGUUUUACUGUCUGCAGCACUACGACUCUCGACUCAACGCCCCGACUGCCAAGAGGAGGUCAACGCCGUCUGACAGAGGCACCUCACACCGCACAUCAAUCGCGUCUCUGUGUUCGGCCCCGUCAGGCUCCUCUGCAGACUCUCUGAUCUCAGCAGAGCGUCGGCGCUCCUCAGUGGUUUCUGUGAUGGCGGCAACACCCGAGAGGAUCGAGCUGGAGAACUACCGCCGCAGCUCGACCAAGGUGGAGGCGGAGCUUCUGGAGGAGCCAGAGGAGGUGUCAGAAGAGACGCUGAACCGCUUCAACCUGACCAUGGACGAGAAGGUCCGCCACAGAUCCAGUUCAGGGUCGCAGAUGGAGGAAGAGGAGGAGGAAGGCAGCCAUCGACAUCGUGUGACAUCAGAAGAGGCCAAAGCUUCAUGGAGGGAAACUCUGCAGCAACACCUCCACCUGAGGGAAGAGGAGGAGGAGGAGGAGGAGGCAGAGGAGGAGGAGGAGGAGGAGGAUGAAGAUGAUGAAGAAGAAGAAGAGGAAGAGGAGGAAAGCAGUGAGGUGGAGUCCAGUGACGAGGAGGAGUUUCCUCCAGUCGUCUCCUCACCUGCAGGAAGUGACAUCACACAGUGUGACACACCUGUGGAGCCUGACUCCACCUCCGGCCCGCUGCCCUGUGUCACCUCCUCCACACCUCCGUAUGAGACUCCACCAACUGCCAACACGCCGUCCACUGCCUCCUUCGUCACCACGCCUGACUCCACCCCUGACAUAGACAGAGACACAGCUCCACCCACACAGCUCACACCUGUUGUCAUGGAAACUGCUCAGAGACAGCCUGCUGGAGGGCGGGGCUCUUUUGAUGACAUCAACCCUGAAGUGCUACAGACUAGGCCCCGCCUUCUGCAGGCCAGAGGGGCGGGGCCAGGAGAGGAUAAGGAGGUGUCAGAGGAAGAGGGGGCGGGGUCAGAGGAGGUGAGGAGGAGGAGGAGACUUAAAGGAGCCCAAACCCUCCCCAUUUGCCUCCUCCUCCCUCCUCUGCAGGCUGGGGGCGGGGCUCUCCUCCACCAGCUGAAGGGGCUCAGAGAGGCUCCGCCCCUCGGACAGAUGGAGGUGGAAGGGGGCGGAGCCAGAGCCCUGUGGAGGACGGUGUUUUCGGUAAACAGGAAGGAGAAGCAGAGGAAGAAGAGAGGCAGGACUUUACCUCCAGGUGCAGGGAAGGUGAAGACAACCAAUCAGAGGAGAGCUACAGAUGUGACAGAAGAGUCUGAUCUGGUCUCCUCAGCUCUGCUGCAGAGGUGUUCACUGACACCCCGGAACAACCUGCGUCUGGAACUGUUUGACCUGACAUCUGAAAUUCAGAGAGUCACGAUAAAGGAGGAAGAGGAGGAGGAGAACCAGGAGCCGGCAUACGUUCCUCACGCUCUGGCAUUUAAACGAGCUUACGCCAUCAAGAGACGCUCUCGAAAGGACAGAGUCCCGGUCCAGGACUCUGAGAGACGGUCUUCAUGUUCCACCGAGGUGGUGGGGGUCUUGGUCCAGCCGAAGGAGCCAUCUAGUCUCAGCGUGAAGGAGACCAUGUUCCAGAGGGGACAGGAGGACGAAGAGGAAGACCUGGAUACCAAAAUCACCCGACGAGUUCAGAGAGCUGCUCGAAGGAAUGCCAAACAGGAGCAGCUGAAGAGACUCCACAAAGCCCAGAUGAUCCAGAGACAGCUGCAGCAGGUGGAGGAGAAACAGAGACAGCUGGAGGAGAGAGGAGUGAUGGUGGAGAAGGCUCUGAGAGGAGAAGCAGAUUACUGGGGUGACUCCAACGACAACCAGGACAUCGAGCUUCACCUGGAAGGACUGGGUAAACUGGACAAUCCGGCUCUGAUGCAGCAGUGGUUCCAGUUGGUCCAGCAGAAGAACUCUCUGAUCCGAUACGAAUCUGAACUCAUGAUAUUUGCUCGAGAGUUGGAGUUGGAGGACCGACAGAGUCGUCUGCAGCAGGAGCUCAGAGAGCGUAUGGCCGUGGACGACCACCUGAAGGAGGAGUGGCAGCUGCUGGAGGAGCGCCUGAUCCUGGAGGAGAUGUUGGAGGUGGUGGAGCAGAGAGACUCUCUGGUGUCUCUGCUGGAGGAGCAGAGACUGCAAGAGCGACAGGAGGACCAGGACCUGGAGGAGGUCAUGAUGACCCGAGGACUGGGACUUAGCUGGACCUGAAGUGGUCUGCAGUGAUGUCAUCAGAACCACAAAUCUGAUGACAUCACUGUAACCAGGAAAACUACGCCAACGGGUGUAGAAGAACUUUGGUCCCGAUCUGAAUUGGACUCUAAAGAACUGACCAAACCAGAUGGAAAUAAAUUCAGUGAACGGAUCUGAGACCUGAAGACAGUCUGAGACAUGGACCAAGACAGAGGAGACAACCUGCAGACUCAGGUGGACUCAUCUUCAGCCUGAAGUCUUCAGCCCAAACCUUUUUCCUCGUCUUCUUCUUCUUCUUCUUCUUCUUCUUACCGGAACGUGUCAUGGUUACCAUGUUCUCAUGAAUCAGUCAGAGUGUCUCACAGCGGGUACAGAACUUUCUCAGGACAUGUUUUGUUGACUCAGCAGAACUGAACUAGAACAACACACAGGAAGUGACUUCAUUCAUGAGCCAACAGCAGACAGUUUGACUAGUUCAUGUGAUCAUCUCAUUAAUGAUCAGUUCAUGAAGGAUUCUGUUAACGAGCAGUUGUUGUGAUGGAGUGAAUAAGUGAAUGACUCCUCUGUUAAUCCAAUGCACAUAAAGUUGUGAAUGUGACGUCAGCUGCUAAGCUAACCUGUAACAUGCUAGCUAACUGGAAAUAUGCUAAUGCUAACCCACCAAGCUAGCUAGCUCACUAACAGCCAGUUAGCGCUGCAUCACAGUCUCGUCUCCACCACAGCCAAGUGUUGAAGUGUUGACUAAACACAAAAAGUUAAGUACUUUAACUACUUACAUCAGUCAUUACUUUUUUAACUAGUUAAUUUGUGUGUUGUGUAACUAGUUAAAUGAGUAAAUUAAUUAGUUACAGUUGAGGCCAUAAAUUUAAAUUUACCUUGGCUGAAGAAAUUCAAACUUCAUAUUUCACAUCUUUAUAUUCUUCAUGUCACCAUGUUGUUUUUCUCUGGUGAAGUUUGUAUCUACUUUAUUUUCAUCAGAGAUUAUUUCAAAAUCAGAGACAAGAUAAAAAUGUAUUUCAGCUUUUAUUUACUGAGACAGAUUUUCAGUGGGUGAAAAGUUUGAAUACACUCUGUUAGUAUAUUGUCACUUUGCUUUUCAGCUCCUUCACAGCUCCUUUGGUGGUGUCUCAGGGUUCAGUUGAACCUUUUGGGUCGAGGUUCGUUCAGUCCUCGGGGAAAUUUUUCUCUAUCUUCCACAACGAUUCAGCCUCUGUGUGGUUCAGACUCUUGGAAACUGCUCCUAAAGAUGAACCAGACUUGUGAAGGGCCACAGUUCUUUUUGCUUGGAGUUUGCAUGUUCUUCCUGUGUCAGUGUGGGUUUCCUCCAGGUGCUCUGACAUGUUCUCCCUGUGUCAGCGUGGGUUUCCUCCAGGUGCUCUGACAUGUUCUCCCUGUGUCAGCGUGGGUUUCCUCCAGGUGCUCUGACAUGUUCUCCCUGUGUCAGUGUGGGUUUCCUCCAGGUGCUCCGACAUGUUCUCCCCGUGUCAGUGUGGGUUUCCUCCAGGUGCUCUGACAUGUUCUCCCCGUGUCAGCGUGGGUUUCCUCCAGGUGCUCCCACAUGUUCUCCCUGUGUCAGCGUGGGUUUCCUCCAGGUGCUCUGACAUGUUCUCCCUGUGUCAGUGUGGGUUUCCUCCAGGUGCUCCCACAUGUUCUCCCUGUGUCAGUGUGGGUUUCCUCCAGGUGCUCUGACAUGUUCUCCCUGUGUCAGCGUGGGUUUCCUCCAGGUGCUCCGACAUGUUCUCCCUGUGUCAGCGUGGGUUUCCUCCAGGUGCUCUGACAUGUUCUCCCCGUGUCAGCGUGGGUUUCCUCCAGGUGCUCUGACAUGUUCUCCCCGUGUCAGCGUGGGUUUCCUCCAGGUGCUCUGACAUGUUCUCCCUGUGUCAGCGUGAGUUUCCUCCGGGUGCUCCCACAUGUUCUCCCUGUGUCAGUGUGAGUUUCCUCCAGGUGCUCUGACAUGUUCUCCCUGUGUCAGCGUGGGUUUCCUCCAGGUGCUCUGACAUGUUCUCCCUGUGUCAGCGUGAGUUUCCUCCAGGUGCUCUGACAUGUUCUCCCUGUGUCAGCGUGGGUUUCCUCCAGGUGCUCUGACAUGUUCUCCCUGUGUCAGCGUGAGUUUCCUCCAGGUGCUCUGACAUGUUCUCCCUGUGUCAGCGUGAGUUUCCUCCAGGUGCUCUGACAUGUUCUCCCUGUGUCAGCGUGGGUUUCCUCCAGGUGCUCUGACAUGUUCUCCCUGUGUCAGCGUGAGUUUCCUCCAGGUGCUCUGACAUGUUCUCCCUGUGUCAGCGUGGGUUUCCUCCAGGUGCUCCCACAUGUUCUUCCUGUGUCAGCGUGGGUUUCCUCCAGGUGCUCUGACAUGUUCUCCCUGUGUCAGCGUGGGUUUCCUCCAGGUGCUCCAACAUGUUCUCCCUGUGUCAGCGUGGGUUUCCUCCAGGUGCUCCCACAUGUUCUCCCUGUGUCAGCGUGGGUUUCCUCCAGGUGCUCCAACAUGUUCUCCCCGUGUCAGCGUGGGUUUCCUCCAGGUGUUCUGACAUGUUCUCCCCGUGUAGGCGUGUGUGUUGUUCUAAUCAGUUCAUCCUUAACUCGAAGUGGACGUUUGUGCCAAAUUUAAAACAGUUCAUUUAGAGUGUUGUGAUGAUGUGUAUACGAGAAUCAGAUGGACGUAUGGGCAUAUUAAAAUUAUAACCCCCCUGAGACAUACAGACCUUGAC
This is a messenger RNA of Epinephelus fuscoguttatus (brown-marbled grouper), 8477 nucleotides long. RefSeq names its product protein-methionine sulfoxide oxidase mical3b-like. Gene Ontology annotation, molecular function: protein binding; FAD binding. Lineage: Eukaryota; Metazoa; Chordata; Actinopteri; Perciformes; Serranidae. The coding region runs from base 1012 to 5790 and encodes 1592 amino acids. The record is from RefSeq and is a predicted model, not a curated record. The transcript is spliced from 35 exons.